UCGGUGUCAGGUGCUGGCCGCUUGGUCCAUGCUUGGGAGUGUGCGUCCGCCAGACGGUCGGGACAUGUCGGAUACGCGCAGUGCGGGCGGUGUCUCGUCGCUGGCGAGUCAGGGAAGUUCGGACGACUGCGAUGGUGGUGGGACGGUUGCCACUCCUGCGGCAGAUCGGGUGGCAGCCGAGCGGCUGUGGGAGGUCCUGAAGCGGUGUUCAGUGGCGGGGGGCCGAGGCGCCUUGCAGCUGAGCGGCUUGGUGGACUAUCUGCUGCUCGGCUUCAAAGCCGGAGGCCUGACUCCCACCGCCGGCUGCCCGGCCCAAGCUAAGGGCCUCCUGGAUUGUGGCCGCUGCCGGCAAACUCUCGUUGGCCCGGUCACUCUGCGCUGCGGCCACACCUGGUGCUGGCGGUGCCUCCUCUGGGAUCCCCGGUGCCAGCUGUGUGGGGAAGAAACGGCGGCGCCGGGGCUCCAGUCUCAGUCCCUCCGGUCCAACGUGAUCCUGAGUCAUCUUAUGGCCAAGUGGUUCCCGGCCCAGAUGAGCCGUGUUCGGGACAAUUUAAGACUGGAGGAGUUAUUGGCUGAGGGUCGACACCCCGAGGCGUUGGCCUUAGUGGAACAACUGGACUUAAAACCCAAUGAUGUUGUCUUACUGGGCUACAGGGCUGAAUCAUAUGCUGGUCUUCAAUUAUUCACAGAAGCAAUGGAAGAUAUAGAAGCUUUGUCUUCAAGAAUGCCUGCUUGGCCGGAGGGUUACUUCAGAAAAGCUAGAGUACUGCGUUCAAUGGGUCGGGUUGAAGAAGCCAUACAAUCACUACUUCAGUGUUUGGCCUUGGAUGAAAACUUUACUCCGGCUGAAGUAGAAAUGGAAAAGAUUUUAUCUCAUUUGCUGACACUUGGUCCUGAGAAUGUCAAAGAGGGAUUACUGCACAGCAGGAAUAAAGCUUUAACAGUAGAAUUGUCUACUGCUGUCGGCUGCUGUCAAAUUCUGCCAUAUUCAACCAAGUUGAAAAAUGAACAGAUACCAAGCAGCGGGAAGGGAGAGCAAGUAUGCCUGGACCAACCAGAAUUGUUUCAGUCUCCACUUUCCAUGCGGAAGACUGUUGGAUUACAAAGGGUUCCUUCAGCUCCAUUGUUUUCAAGUGAAAAGAAAGCGGUUAACAUGAAAAGAAAACUGUCUUCCAGUGAUCAAGAAAUAAAGGAUACCAUCAUUUGGAAGAAUAAACACCAAAAACAGAAUACUGAACAACUGUGCGAUUCGUUUUCUGAGAGUAUACUAAGAAAAGAUCAAAUAGAUGUGUCAGACUUUGAAUGUUCUCUUUGUAUGAGAUUGUUUUUGGAGCCUGUCACUACACCGUGUGGCCACAGCUUCUGUAAAGGCUGCUUAGAACGAAGUUUGGACCAUAGCCCAAUGUGUCCACUAUGUAAAGAUAGUCUAAAGGAAUAUCUUGAAAAUAGGAAAUUCAGUGUUACCUGUAUAUUGAAAGAAUUAAUUGCAAGAUACCUUCCUGAAGAAUUGUAUGAAAGGCAAAAGAUUCAUGAUGAAGAAACUGCUGAACUAACUCAUUUAACCAAGAAUGUUCCUAUUUUUGUAUGCACAAUGGCAUAUCCUACCGUGCCUUGUCCACUUCAUGUUUUUGAGCCACGGUAUAGGCUUAUGAUUCGAAGAUGCAUUGAUACGGGUACAAAACAGUUUGGAAUGUGCAUCAAUGAUCCACAGCAUGGAUUUACUGACUAUGGUUGUAUGCUGCACAUAAGAAGCAUUCACUUCCUUCCUGAUGGGCGAUCGGUUGUGGAUACUGUUGGUGGAAGUUGUUUUAAGGUUUUGGAAAGAGGACAAAAAGAUGGAUACUACACUGCCAAUAUCGAAUACUUGAAAGAUGUAAAGGUCACAGGAGAGGAGUUGGGUGAACUUACUGAUCUACAUGAUAAGGUAUAUGUACAAGCUUGCAACUGGUUUCAAAACCUGAAGAGCAGAUUUCGUAGUCAAAUUCUCCAGCAUUUUGGAUCAAUGCCAGAGAAGGAAGAAGAUAUACAGGGACCUCUGAAUGGACCUGCUUGGUGUUGGUGGCUUCUAGCUGUUCUUCCCGUGGACCCUCGAUACCAGUUAUCUGUAUUGUCCAUGACGUCCUUGAAAAAUCGUUUAAUUAAAAUCCAAAACAUUUUGAUAUAUUUCUCCAGUGCAAGAUAUCGACCCAAGUGAAAAACCAAAUGGACUUUAUUAAAAGAUCUGCUAAUUUAUAUGAACUGCUACUUUUGUAUAGUUCAAAAACGGAAGGAAGAAACUCAUUUAUUUUUAGCCAAGAAAGGUUGUAAAUAAACCAUUUUGGAAGAGAUUUCAGAUUUUUUUUUGUAUUUGCAUUGUUUUAGAAGUUAUGCUGAUCAUUUGGAUACUGCUAAAGUGAAUUAAGUACUGUGGGUUUGUUCUAAACUCAGCAAUAUAGUUAUAAAUUUAAAAAUUGAUUAUGAUUUGAAUGGAUAUUUAAGACUUGUUGGUAUCUCAAUCUUAAGUGGUGGCUCAAUGCAAAGGCAAGCCUCUGUUAUUUGUCAGACUACUUCCUUUCAUCUGCAGUUAACUUGACCACAAGAACCAUCCAUCGAUGCCAUCGCCAUUGUUCAGUAGUCAAAAAGGAUGAACCUGGGCUGGAUUUGUUCCUUGUUUCUUUCACAAGUUGGUAAAGGAAGCAAGAAAACAGAAAAUAAGAUGUCAGUGGUUUAUUAUCCCAACGUGCAAACAAUGUGUAUGUGUCACUAGGAUUCCUUUAAUUGUAUUUUACAAAUACAAAAAACUAGAAUGUAUCCCUGUGCUAUGCAAUUAUAAUUGUUCUAUUAUUUAAGGUUUUCAUUAUAAGUAACCAACCUCAAUGGUUGGAUGCUUUUAAGAUUGGGAUUUAUGUAAAUUUAGUUUAAAAUUUAAUUAUUUGUUUGCUUUAAAAGUGAACUACAAAGCUGUUUUUGUUUUAAAAAAACAAUUCAAUUGACUGGUUACAGUAUAUUUGGUCAUGUGAUGGUUUGUAUUUUUGCUCUGUAAUUUUCCAGAUUUUAAUUGCUGGUAUAGUAUGCCAGGCACUGACUGUAGAAAUCUUUUACAAAGGUUACAGAGGUUACAAAGUUCCAGUUAGCUUGUAUAUUUUUGAAUAAAAUCUUAAAUUAUAAAACUAUA
Molecule: messenger RNA, 3154 nt
Organism: Hypanus sabinus (Atlantic stingray)
Lineage: Eukaryota; Metazoa; Chordata; Chondrichthyes; Myliobatiformes; Dasyatidae
Gene: lonrf1
Product: LON peptidase N-terminal domain and ring finger 1, like
Exons: 12
Coding region: 29-2194 (721 amino acids)
Molecular function (GO): protein binding
Source: RefSeq, a predicted model, not a curated record